UGUUUUGGUGAUCGCACGUCGCGUGAGGCACGCGUCGUCCAUUCGUAUUUGGCGAAGUGCCACGCAUCGUACGGAGCGUCAUCUGGUUUCCUUGAGGAUGAGAUUAAGUAUUGCUGUUUUGAAGAUCGCUGCUGCCUCUUGUUGUUUAACACAGUAAGGAUGGCAGCAGCCAGCAAGAAAGAUCAACAAGAGUUCGCAAAGACCCGAGUGGCUGAGGACGAGAACGGUUCAGAAAUUGAAAAGAAAGAAAAAGAAGCAGUUUUACAACUUCGACAGCUUCUCAAAGAGGAAACGAAACUGAACCCAAGAACCGAUGACGAAUUUCUGCUCCGCUUCGUUCGUGUUCGCAAGGGCGACGUCGACGCAGCACGAAGAACGGUUCGGAACUACUACAAGAACCGUGCAAGCUAUCCGCAGUUUUAUUCCAAUUUUGUGCCGUCCAGUAUCAACGCAGAAACCAGAAGGACCAUGACAGUUUUACCUUCAAAAGACGUUUUUGGCCGGCCCGUGCUCCUACACAAGCCAGGUUUACUGCCUUUGGACAGAGACGCUUACGAUAUGGGCCAGAAAGCGCUCUUCAUAUGCAUCGAACGGAUUGCAGCAGACCCCGUCUCACAAACUACCGGGAUUUCCUUCAUUGUGGAUUCAGCGGGAUUCAGCUUGGACAGGCUUUUCUACUGCAACUUAAAUAACAUUCGACGCACCCUGGACUACCUUCAGGACUGCAUGCCAAUCAGGCUGAAGGCUUUGCACAUUGUUCACGAGUCGAAGGCCAUCGAUUUCCUGUAUGGCCUACUAAGGCCAUUUUUGAGACGGAAGCUUACUGAGAGGCUUCAUUUUCAUGGCAGUAAUUAUGAAAACCUGCUCAAGGAGAUUCCGCCACAAAGACUGCCAAAGGAAUGUGGAGGCAAGGCCGAUGACUUAGACUUUGAGGGAUUCUGGCGACAACUGGAUCAAGAGGAAGCGCUUUUCGUGGAUAACAAUCGAUUUGGUUACGUUGAAGACAAUGCGCCACAUAGUGUGCAGCGGUGAUUUCAGGGAAGAUUGCUACGGUGGUGCUCGCGCGUACUGCAACCGUGAAGGAAAACGCAGGAGCUCUUCAACUGCUCUAUCAACUCGGGGAUGAAGUCACAUUUUGUCGCUCACUCGUUGGUGUAAGACGAAAGAACGUAUCGUGGUUGGGGGUAGGACAGCGUUUGUAAGAUUUUACAAGUUCAAAUAAAAUACCGAAUGCCAAGAAUCAA
Messenger RNA from Rhipicephalus microplus (southern cattle tick), 1244 nucleotides. RefSeq names its product alpha-tocopherol transfer protein-like. Gene Ontology annotation, molecular function: phosphatidylinositol bisphosphate binding. Gene Ontology annotation, cellular component: membrane. NCBI's taxonomy places the organism in Eukaryota, Metazoa, Arthropoda, Arachnida, Ixodida, Ixodidae. The record is from RefSeq and is a predicted model, not a curated record.